This is a messenger RNA of Acytostelium subglobosum LB1, 798 nucleotides long. RefSeq lists its product as hypothetical. The transcript is spliced from 3 exons. The record is from RefSeq and is a predicted model, not a curated record. Gene Ontology annotation, biological process: lipid homeostasis. Bases 1 to 798 code for a protein of 265 amino acids. Lineage: Eukaryota; Evosea; Eumycetozoa; Acytosteliales; Acytosteliaceae. Gene Ontology annotation, cellular component: endoplasmic reticulum; membrane.
AUGAACUAUGUUGUAUCUAGCAUUGUAUUCUCAAUGGUAUUUAUGUACAUUGAGAGGAGAUCACAAUACUUUGCAAGGUACUUUGGAGUUGAGAGACAAUAUAUUGCAUUGGAUGCCAAGGGUCGUUCAAACUGGGAUCAGUUGACUGUCUCACUAGUUCACGCCCUCAUCGCAGUACCAAUAUCAAUGAAGAUAAACUAUGACUCUGUUGGUCAAGACCCAGUAUAUUACUAUAGUGAUUUGAUAUAUUACCAGUUUAUCAUAUCAGGUGGAUACUUCCUUUGGGAUCUCAAAGUUGGAUUGAGUGCACCAGACCUUGUUGGAAGAGUAAUGGUAUUCCAUGCUUGUUGUGGAGUAUUGGCAACACAAUAUGUCAAUUUACUUCAUGGUGGACCAUUAUAUGCAUGCUUCACCGCCAAGUUGUUCCUGUAUGAACUUAGUACGAUACCGCUGAAUAUUAAGGGAUUCCUACAGGUUGUCAAUCCAAAGUCCAAGUUCUAUGAAUGGACAUUGUUGUCAUUUGCAGUGUCAUUUAUUUUGGUUCGUUGUAUAUGGGGAGUGUACACUACAUUGAACAUGCUCAUCUAUAUCUAUCCAACACUGGACUCAUACCCAAUGGACAAGAACAUGGUGUUGAUAGGUGAGACCAUGGCAACAUCAUUGAUGAACCUCUAUUGGGGAGGUUUGAUAAUGACCAAAGUACUUCAACGUUUUGGUCGUCGACCAUCUUCGACUUCAUCAUCUUCAUCCAGCUCUUCAUCCUCGAGAACAUCUGGUAUUUCAAUAAAACAUGAUUGA